UGGUACGUACGUGCUUUGCUCUUUGGUUUGUUUGUUGUCUUAAUUUGUAAACAAAUCAUCAUGUCGACGCCGAAAACUGAAAAAGACUUACAUUUGCCAUUAUCUAGAGUUAAAACGAUUAUGAAAAGUUCUCCGGACGUUGAGGCUGUCGGACAAGAACCAUUAUAUUUGGUCACAAAAGUCACGGAGCUGUUUGUUAUAGAUUUAGCUAAAAGAGCUUUCAAAAACAGCAAAAAUACACUUUUAGAAUACAAACACAUAGCCGAAGUAGUACAGGAAGAUGAUACGUUAGAUUUUCUUAGAGAAAUUAUGCCUAGAAAAAUAACAGUGAGACAAUUUAAAGAGAUCAUGGCUAAAAAAGCUGGUAAAGGUGAUCUAUCUGAUGAUGAGUCCACUGAUCAAUCAAGUGAAGAGUCUUCUAGUGAAGAAAGCUCCAGUGGUGAUGAAACAAAUGAACAAGACUGAUAUUCAUAUAAAACAAGUAUUAAUUUUUGGCUUUUACAAUCUCUAUCUUUAGUACAAAAAUGUUGUAAUAUUUUUAAUGUUGUAAGAUGCAUUUUUGAAUAAUUCAUAAAUGUGUACG
Messenger RNA from Diatraea saccharalis (sugarcane borer), 583 nucleotides. NCBI's taxonomy places the organism in Eukaryota, Metazoa, Arthropoda, Insecta, Lepidoptera, Crambidae. The record is from the annotation of a GenBank genome assembly.